Molecule: messenger RNA, 1123 nt
Organism: Oncorhynchus nerka (sockeye salmon)
Lineage: Eukaryota; Metazoa; Chordata; Actinopteri; Salmoniformes; Salmonidae
Product: cilia- and flagella-associated protein 251-like
Exons: 2
Coding region: 234-1121 (295 amino acids)
Biological process (GO): regulation of transcription by RNA polymerase II
Molecular function (GO): DNA-binding transcription factor activity, RNA polymerase II-specific; RNA polymerase II cis-regulatory region sequence-specific DNA binding
Source: RefSeq, a predicted model, not a curated record
UCAACAGCAGCAACAGUUAGUCAGACACCUCGGUAGCUUGCUAGACAAAAUAGACGAACCAAUAAAGCUCUUUAGACGCUUUAAGUGUAUAUUUGACACUGUGUUUUAAACACACUUCUGUCGUCGACUAAGUUAUCCGAUUUAAUUUAAUAUUUACGGUGGUGUUAUUGGUCAUCUAGUUAAGUUAAGUUUUAUUAAGUUAGCAUUAGCCUAGCUAGCUAACAUCUUCGACCAUGAGUUCACUAAGCUACUCCUCUCCUGUUAAAGAAGAGGAGGUCUGCUGGACGGAGGAAGAGGACGAGAAAGAUGUUACAAUAGAAAAACAAGUAGAGGUCGAGGCUGUUUCAGUGAAAGAAGAGGAAGACUCGUUCAGAGUGAAAAAGGAGGAUGAAGAGGGGGAUGUUACAAUACAAAAGCAAGUAGAGGGUGAGUCUGUUACAGUGAAAGAAGAAGAGAAAGACGUUUCAGUGAAAGAAGAGGAAGACUCGUUCAGAGUGAAAAAGGAGGAUGAAGAGGGGGAUGUUACAAUACAAAAGCAAGUAGAGGGUGAGUCUGUUACAGUGAAAGAAGAAGAGAAAGACGUUUCAGUGAAAGAAGAGGAAGAUACGUUCAGAGUGAAAGAGGAAGAGGAUGUUACAGUAAAAGAAGAGGAGGCAGAGAAAGAGGAGGAUGCAGUUUUUGGAGUGAAAGAGGGGGAGGGGGAGAUGACUGUUACAUCGAAAAAAGAGGAGGAGGAGGAAGAGAAGGAAACUGGAUAUCUGGGCCCGGUUUCCCAAAGUCAUCUUAAGGCGUCCAAUGGUUCUAACGAUGAACUUAACCGUGAAAUGGUUUUGAGAAACCGUUCCCUGAUUAACACUAGAGAAAGACAUGACAAUCGUGGAUCCUCUGGGGAGCCUCAACAACAUCAUGAAGCUGACGAGGCAGAGGAGAGUCUCUCCACAUCAGAACAACCCAAGAAACACCAGCGGAAACCCACAGGGAAGAAGUCUCACCGCUGCUCUGUCUGUGGGAAGAGUUACUCAAGAUCAGAUUCACUGAAGGCACACCAGAGAAUUCACACAGGAAGAAGUCUCACCACUGCUCUGACUGUGGGAAGACUUACUCAAGAUCAGAUUCACUAAAA